Loxodonta africana (African savanna elephant) is the source of this 1862-nucleotide messenger RNA. It is a transcript of the gene CCNE1, whose product is annotated as cyclin E1. NCBI's taxonomy places the organism in Eukaryota, Metazoa, Chordata, Mammalia, Proboscidea, Elephantidae. Gene Ontology annotation, cellular component: cytoplasm; cyclin E1-CDK2 complex; nucleus. Gene Ontology annotation, molecular function: cyclin-dependent protein serine/threonine kinase regulator activity. The transcript has 12 exons. The record is from RefSeq and is a predicted model, not a curated record. Bases 92 to 1324 code for a protein of 410 amino acids. Gene Ontology annotation, biological process: regulation of cyclin-dependent protein serine/threonine kinase activity; G1/S transition of mitotic cell cycle.
GGCUUCCCGCUCGCCCGCCGUCUCCCGCCUCGGCUCGUGCCGACGCCCGCCGAGGAGCCGGCUUCGGGCCCGGUCGGAGCCGCCCUGCGCCAUGCCGCGGGAGAGGAGGGAGAGGGAUGCGAAGGAGCGGGGCACCAUGAAGGAGGACGGCAGCAGCGAUCUCUCUGCUCGCUCCAGGAAAAGGAAGGCAAAUGUGGCCGUUUUUUUGCAGGAUCCAGAUGAAGAAGUCGCCACAAUUGAGAGGACUGUGAGAAGCCAGUGUGGCAGUCAGCCUUGGGACAGUAAUGCAGCCUGUGCAAACCCCUGCUCCCUGAUCCCGACACCUGACAAAGAGGAGGGUGAGCUGGCAUACCCACAUUCCGCCUACGAACCUCCGAGUUUCGCGCCAACGAGAGCCUCACCACUGCCAGUUCUGAACUGGGCAAAUAGAGACGAAGUGUGGAAUAUCAUGCUAAACAAAGAAAAGACCUACUUGAGGGAUAAGCACGUCAUGCAGAGGCACCCUCUUCUGCAGCCGAAGAUGCGCGCCAUCCUUCUGGACUGGCUCAUGGAGGUGUGUGAAGUGUAUAAACUUCACAGGGAGACAUUUUACUUGGCACAAGAUUUCUUUGAUCGGUAUAUGGCAACACAACAGAACGUUGUAAAAACGCUUCUACAGCUUAUUGGGAUUUCAUCUUUAUUUAUUGCAGCCAAACUUGAGGAAAUCUAUCCUCCCAAGUUGCACCAGUUUGCAUAUGUUACAGACGGGGCUUGUUCAGGAGAUGACAUUCUCAACAUGGAAUUAGGCAUUAUGAAGGCCCUGAAGUGGCGUUUAAGUCCCCUGACAGUUGUGUCCUGGCUGAAUGUAUACAUGCAAGUUGCAUAUCUAAAGGACUUUUAUGAAGUGCUGUUGCCGCAGUAUCCCCAGCAAAUCUUCAUACAGAUUGCAGAGCUUUUAGAUCUCUGCAUCCUGGAUGUUGGCUGCUUAGAAUUUUCUUAUGGCGUGCUCGCUGCUUCCGCCUUGUAUCAUUUCUCUUCGUCUGAAUUGAUGCAAAAGGUUUCAGGGUACCAGUGGUGUGAGAUAGAGAGGUGUGUCAAGUGGAUGGUCCCCUUCGCCAUGGUCAUCAGGGAGACGGGAAGUUCAAAACUGAAGCACUUCAGGGGCAUUCCUGCUGAAGAUGCUCACAACAUCCAGACCCAUGUCAACAGCUUGGAUUUGCUGGACAAGGCCCAAGCAAAGAAAGCCAUAUUGUCUGAACAAAAUAGGGUUUCUCCUCUCCCCACUGGGGUCCUCACGCCCCCACAGAGCGGUAAGAAGCAGGGCGGUGAGCAGGAGACAGCGUGACCACGCCAGCGUUCUCCACCAAAGACGGUCGUGCCGAAGUGCCUGCUCAGAGUUCUCCUGUCCGCGGCAGCAGAAGCCUGCGUUAGCUUUCCAGAUAUUUAAGUGGAAGAGUGUGUCUCUUCCUCAACAGAAGUGUUUCUGUAAAUAGCAUUGGACAGGGAGAAGUGUAUUUUAUUGAAUGCUUAGAUUAUUUUAAAUAAAUGGGUCAAGUACACCAGCCACCUCCAGAACACCAGUGAGUGCUCCAGAUGCUGCUAAGGAGGGUGCUACUUGACUUGAUUGACUGUUCACACGAGUAACAAAGGCUUGAAGUUGAGGAGUGCCACCGUUACUGUUGGCCUCCCCUUAGGUGUUCUGGGCUGCGGCCUGUUACGUGGAGCAGGUGGCUGUGAGCAUUGCAAACAGAGCCCGCACCAGCUGUGCUGGGGGCCUGCUCUUCACACUAUCAGUUGACAAUGUACAAUGCCUUUUAUGAACUAUUAUUUUGUAAGUGCUGCUAUGUCUAUCCGUUUUUUAAUAAAGGUAAUAUUGUCUUUGA